ACGAGAAUCUUCGGCGUCGACCUCCUGGUGUAAACACGGGAUCGGGUCUUGACGUCCGAAGCAGCUUUAAUAAACCUUAAUUAACUUUAAUUAACUCCCUCCAGAAAAAGAAAGAAAGACCUCUCUCUCUCAGGAUGGGCGACGAGACCUGGGCGAAUAUCCAGCUAGUGAAGAGCAAGAGGGAGAGGUUCAGGGAGAAGUUCAAGAGGCGAAAAGCAGAGCGAGAGACGAUCCUGAACUACGCUGGAGGAGGAGGAGGAGGCAAUGCAACCUCGCUGCAACUCUGCAAUAUUGCAACCUCUUCUUCUGCUACGACUUCUGCCUCGGAUAUUGAGGCGGGCAAGAGUCCCAUUCCCGUCGGCGUUGUGCCAACCACAAGCAGUAGCCAAGAUGACUCUAGUCUCGAAUGUGCCUUGUUAGAGUGUCUGAAUGAGGCCUUACCACCAGUUCAGUCGAUACAGUUGUCAGAAACACUCUCCGCUAAACUAAGAAGAACACUGCCUUCAAAAGCAAUUAAUAACUUGUUGGAGAAGUUUGCAUAUAAAGAACUAAUUAGCAUUACUCAGGGUACCAGUGAAGGGAGGACUUCGUUGACAGUAGUAGCUGUUGAGCACAGCAAAGUAACGGCUGUUCUAGAUGCAGAACACCGAGAGAAGAAAGUUCAGCCCACUGCAGUUGCUGUUGAAGAUGAAAACCAUUCUCCAGAGAAAUCUGAUGAUACUAUCUCAGAGCCUCCUGCAAAGAUUCUUCGUGAAGAGAAGGAGACAAAAGUGGACAAAGAGAAGAGAAAAGACAGGAGAGAAGAUGAUGUUAUGAGUUUGUUGUCAGCGCAGAGUAUAAGAGAACGGGAAACAAAGAAAGUGGGAGAAGAGAUCAUGGAAUUACUCAGCAAACCUACUGCAAAAGAGCAGAGCUUGGCGCAAAGAUUCAGGUCUCAGGGAGGUGCCAAGGUCCAGGAAUUCUGUCCACAUGGCACCAAGGAGGAGUGUGAGAGAGCGACAAAGAAGGGAGGGCCGCAGUGUGGACGCCUCCACUUCCGCAAGAUCAUCCAGAAACACACAGAUGAGUCUCUGGGAGAUUGCUCCUUCCUGAACACUUGCUUCCAUAUGGACACGUGCAGAUACGUCCACUACGAGGUAGACUACACUGGGGUGUCGGGGCAGCAGCAACAGGAGCAAGAGUCGUCCAUGCUGAUGACCAUCCCCCGCGCCCGCCCCGAGGAACGCACCAUCCUCUUCCCCCCUCAGUGGAUACAGUGUGACCUGCGCUUCCUCGAUAUGUCCUUGUUAGGCAAGUUUGCCGUGAUCAUGGCUGAUCCCCCCUGGGACAUCCACAUGGAGCUCCCCUACGGCACCAUGUCAGAUGAUGAGAUGCGGCAGCUGAACAUCCCCAUGAUGCAGGAGGAAGGACUCAUAUUCCUCUGGGUGACUGGCAGAGCCAUGGAACUUGGAAGAGAGUGCCUUAAGCUCUGGGGCUAUGAACGUGUGGACGAAAUCAUCUGGGUGAAAACCAACCAGCUUCAGCGCAUUAUUCGCACAGGCAGAACAGGCCAUUGGUUGAAUCACGGCAAGGAACAUUGUUUGGUGGGAAUGAAGGGAAACCCCAAAGUAAACAGAGGCCUGGACGGGGAUGUCAUUGUGGCUGAGGUCCGUGCCACGAGUCACAAACCGGAUGAAAUCUACGGCAUCAUUGAGCGUCUCUCCCCCGGCACGCGCAAGCUAGAACUCUUCGGGCGGCCUCACAAUGUGCAGCCAAAUUGGGUGACCCUCGGCAACCAGCUGGAGGGUGUAAAUCUCCUGGAGGAAGACCUGGUAAAGGCAUUUAAAGAGCGAUAUCCAGACGGCAUAUGUUGCAAGCAGACGCCCCAGUAGUGUGACCAUUGAGUGUCGAGAUCCCGGCGUUUAUCUUGGUGUUUCGGAACGCGCCCAGGUGACCAAGAUGGAGGACAGUGUAGAGCUAUAUUUUACCAAAGUAUAAUCAUUGGAAAAAUUCUCUGUGGAAUUGCGUAAAGAUUUUUUAAAUAAUGCCCUGUGAAUGAAAAUUCUGCUGUAAUAUUUGUGUAUUGCUCGUCGCCUUGGAUUAACAUUAUUGGCACUGAUUAUUGUCAGCAGUUGGAGAUUUUGUUACUAUUCGUUAUUAAAAUGUAAUUUUUA
Molecule: messenger RNA, 2153 nt
Organism: Penaeus indicus
Lineage: Eukaryota; Metazoa; Arthropoda; Malacostraca; Decapoda; Penaeidae
Gene: Mettl3
Product: N6-adenosine-methyltransferase catalytic subunit-like
Exons: 11
Coding region: 135-1871 (578 amino acids)
Cellular component (GO): nucleus; RNA N6-methyladenosine methyltransferase complex
Molecular function (GO): mRNA m(6)A methyltransferase activity; mRNA (2'-O-methyladenosine-N6-)-methyltransferase activity
Source: RefSeq, a predicted model, not a curated record